ACCUGGCAAUUUGCCAUCAUUGAUCUGUUUCAGACAGGUCUGAAAUUGUUUGAUUGUUAAUAGAUAAUCUCUAAUGCACACUGAACUUUGUCUCUGCAAACAGUCAGAACACAACGGACGGGACAAGAUCUUCCUUCGGCAGCCUGUCAGUGAGUGUCGAGGGAUUCUUGACAAGAUUAUAAAAUGGAGUUCAGAGUGCUGUUCACCCUCAUUUAUUCGUUUGGUUUUCUGUGCGUUCUUGAAAGUCAAGAACCCAAAACUCCUGAUGUCAGGGAUCUGGCCUUCAAAAAUACGGACUUUGCCAUGAACCUCUAUCGCAAGAUAUCAAGUUAUCAUGACAAAAACAUCUUCUUCUCGCCGCUGAGCGUUUCCACAUCUUUCGCCACGCUCUUACUGGCCGCCAAGGGCUCGACACGCAGCGAGAUCGUGAAGGGACUGAACCUGAACCCUCUAGACGUGACCGGAGACGCGAUGCUCAUCCCACAGCUCUUCGAGCAGCUGCAGAAAAACAUCUCGCAGGACAAGAAACUGCACACGGAGCAGGGCACGGCACUCUUCGUAGACGACGGCUUUAACGUCGAGAGGGUCUUCAGCGAUCAGAUCGAGACGUUCUUCUGCGCUGAUGUGAACAAUGUGGAUUUCAGCAAGACGGAGCACAGCAAGAGCAUCAUCAACGAGUAUGUGAACAGAAAGACCGGCGGUAAAGUGAACAAAAUGGUGACGAGCAUCGAGCCGCUGACGCAGAUGAUGCUCCUCAACACCAUCUUCUUUCAGGGUGAGUGGGAUCGUCCGUUUGACCCCAACAGCACAGAAAUGAGUCGCUUCUACAUAGACAAGUACAACAUCGUUCAAGUCCCCAUGAUGGUGAAGGAGGACAAAUUCUCCACGGCGGAAGACGGCGAGCUGCGCGCUCGAGUUCUGCGUCUGCCGUACCGUGGCGGGGCGGCGCUGCUCAUCGUCCUGCCCGACACCGCUGCCGACUACACCGUCAUAGACGACGAGAUCAGCGCCGAGCGAUUCUACGGCUGGAUCAAAAACCUGAGACGCAUUAAAAUGGAGGUCCAUCUGCCCAAGUUCAAGAUGGAGCAGUCUUACAAAUUGCAUGAAAUACUGCCACAAAUGGGCAUCAGCAGCAUUUUCCUCCACUCAGCCAACCUGACGGGUUUAAGCAAAGACGCGCAUCUGAAAGUCUCACAGGUGCUGCAUAAAGCCGUCAUCGAGGUGGAUGAGAAAGGCACGACAGCGACCUCGGCCACAACAGUGGGAAUAACGGCUUAUUCUCUGCCGCCCACCUUCAUCGUCAACAGGCCCUUCUUCUUCUUUCUGUACCAUGAAGCCACUUCUAGUCUGCUGUUCAUGGGCAGAGUGAUUGACCCUACAAAGAACUGAGCUGUGAAGAAGCACAAAAACACUGACGGGAGACGACUGUGCCUGUUCAACAGAAACAUACUCAACACCGCAGCACUAAUGGAGUGAUACUUCAGACAGAAAACAUUACCAAACAAAUAGUGCACUCAGAGAAAACUGUGUGUAUAAACACAUUGUACCACUGAACGUAUUCUAAAGAAUAAAGUGAGGAAAUUGUG
Labeo rohita (rohu) is the source of this 1586-nucleotide messenger RNA. It is a transcript of the gene serpina10b, whose product is annotated as serpin peptidase inhibitor, clade A (alpha-1 antiproteinase, antitrypsin), member 10b. NCBI's taxonomy places the organism in Eukaryota, Metazoa, Chordata, Actinopteri, Cypriniformes, Cyprinidae. The record is from RefSeq and is a predicted model, not a curated record. Gene Ontology annotation, molecular function: serine-type endopeptidase inhibitor activity. The transcript has 5 exons. Gene Ontology annotation, biological process: negative regulation of endopeptidase activity; blood coagulation. Bases 184 to 1389 code for a protein of 401 amino acids.